Hylaeus volcanicus is the source of this 2945-nucleotide messenger RNA. Its product is annotated as LIM/homeobox protein Awh-like. The transcript is spliced from 4 exons. NCBI's taxonomy places the organism in Eukaryota, Metazoa, Arthropoda, Insecta, Hymenoptera, Colletidae. Gene Ontology annotation, cellular component: nucleus. Gene Ontology annotation, molecular function: RNA polymerase II transcription regulatory region sequence-specific DNA binding; DNA-binding transcription factor activity, RNA polymerase II-specific. The coding region runs from base 733 to 1644 and encodes 303 amino acids. Gene Ontology annotation, biological process: neuron differentiation; regulation of transcription by RNA polymerase II. The record is from RefSeq and is a predicted model, not a curated record.
GCCCUGAAAACCAUCGUUUGCGAGCCAACCCUCGCCGCGAACGACCCCGACUCACAUAACGCGGUUCCCCCACCAGUUUCGGUGACUGUCACCCACACAAAGGCGCCUGGCGCCACACUAACGACACAGACGCGUCCACACAACGAUGAUACAGGCUUUUGCUCGCGCGUGGUUCGAGCGACGAUUGAAGUGGAAGGGGCAGAAUCGAGGAUGCCAGUCUUCCCCGGGCCACGGAUCCGGACAGGGUACUGUUCUUUGAUCCCUUUUCGAUCUUCGAUACUUCUCGCGACGGGCAAGCUUCUUAUCUUGGUAAAAACCUCGAAUAACAAACGAACGAUCAUUUUUUUUUUUACUCGUCACUUGGUGAACGAUAAGUCCCAAUCGGAAUUUGACGAUGAAAUUUCACCUCCAAAGGAUAAACGCGUAUUUAAAGGUUCGUUCGAUGGAGUAAACGUCGUGGAUCUGUCGUCGUGGUGUGUUUUAAUUCGUGAUUCGUUUUUGGAGGAAGUUUCUGCCCGCUCGUGGCUGUCAUCGCCCACCCGGCGGACGUGCCCACGCGUCGCGUCAAUCCUCGCGCGAGUUCUGAAGUUUCUGGACACGGUGUUGUGAUCAGGACUCGACGCAUCGAAUCUCAGAGACAUUUGCGAACACGUGUGGCCUCCUGUUGGACUUCUCGUUGAUUAUGGAACGGGAGAGGUGCUCGUGACUCGGAGGAUCCACGAACGGGACAACAUGAAGACCGAGAUCGAGACGGAGCCCGAGUGCGCGGACGGUAUCCUCUGUUCGAACAACAACAACAACAACAGCACCAACAACAACAACAACGUGCCAGGCAUCAAGAAGAUUGGCGCCAGUAUUGGAAACACCGACAACCACGAUGGAUUGGAAAUGGACUGCGGCGGUUGCGGGGAAAGCGUUCGCGAGCGCACUGUCCUCUGCGUAGGGGGUCGUACCUGGCAUUCCAGGUGCCUCAAGUGUUGCGCCUGUGCGAGACCCCUGCACGACCAGCACUCUUGCUUCCUUCGGGGGAUGAGGCUCUACUGCAGGCACGACUACGCCUUAACUUUUGGAGCAAAGUGUGCAAAAUGCGGUCGAAGCGUAGGUGCUGGGGAUUGGGUGAGGAGGGCCAGGGAGAGGGUUUAUCACUUGGCCUGUUUCGCCUGCGACGCCUGCUCUCGCCAACUCUCCACUGGAGAACAAUUCGCCCUCUUGGACGCCAGGCUGCUCUGCAAGGCUCACUAUCUGGACGUCGUCGAGGGCAACAAUACCUCGUCCUCGGAGGACUGCGACUCAGAGCACGGUGGCAAGGGCAGCAAGACGAAGAGGGUGAGGACGACCUUCACCGAGGAGCAGCUAUCCGUUUUGCAGGCCAACUUCCAAUUGGACAGCAAUCCCGACGGCCAGGACCUCGAGAGGAUAGCCCACGUCACAGGCCUCAGCAAAAGGGUCACGCAAGUCUGGUUCCAGAACUCGAGGGCCAGGCAGAAGAAGCACAGUGGCAAGAUCAAGUCGCAAAAUAUUCAACUACAGUUUAAUUCUGUAUCCAGUGCACCAUUCGCCACCGAUGCAGCACCAUCCAGGCGACCUGUACCCUUCUGGAGUGAGCAUGGUGGGCGCCUAUUUGGGUGGGUAUCAAGGUGGUAGCGCCGGAAGCGAAAGUCCUGGCAGCCCAAUGACACCGCUCACCCCCUUGACACCCCUAACCCCAACGACGCCCAAUCAUCUUCAAGCUCAGUUCUGUCAUCAGACAGGGUAACUUCGCGUGGACGAAUUGUAAAAGAAUCUCGCGCUAAACCGGUGAUCGAAUCUGAACAUUCAGAAUUUGCUACCUUCGUGAUCGAAGGACCAAAAGUGACGUAGUCCUAGGAUCUCGACGAGGGACGGCGAAAGAGAACGUAAUUCGUGCAUUCGAAAUUUUAUUUUUCAUAGAAAUUUUACGAUAUUUGCGUUGCUCCGAUGAUUGAAUUACGAGUGAGAGAGUAUCGAAGAAAGAAAGGACUCUCUUCGAGUUCUAGGAUGAGAGAUGAGAGUGAGAAUGUUAAUGUUAAGCAAUCGAGAUGUUUUCCCUUUCUUGUACAUACCAAAAAAGCGUCAACGACGGAAAGGAAAAAGUGAUAAUAUAAAUAGGAUAGGAUUCCGCGGUGAGGAUUAUAGUUUAACGAAUAGACAAAUCGACGAUUAUUUAUUCCUUUUCGGUUGCAACAGUUUGCAGAUUGUAUUCGGUUUCUUCCGCGCGGUGAGUGAUUUAGCGAAUUUAUUGGCGAACGUGCAAUGAACCAUCGCGACAGAAUUAGAAAGGAAAUCAUCGAUUCGUAGGUAUCGAUAAAUAUUAUUUUUCUCAUUAAUCAUUUUACACUUUCAGAAAGAAUUCCAACAAGUGUUUUGAUUCAUGUUUGACGACUUUUAAAGACGCAUUUCCUUCUACAGUUAUUUCAAGAAUUUUCUAAGUUCAUCCUGGGGAAGUCAAGUAUUUGAAAGAACAUUCCAGUAAAAAUUAUGAAAUUGCGUUUUACGCAUAUCCUUUUAAGUUUCAAGAUCCAGGCAUCUAUUACAUAAUUGCAACAUUGCGCUCGCUGGUAUUUUUCGAGUCCUUACGCGUGUCCUACAAACUAUUUUAUUUUCAAGACGAAAUUGUACAUAGACCUACCCUGUAGCUUUUGUAUAUAAACCUCGAGGAACUUCUGCAUGAGUAUUUGAUAUUGCUCCUGUGUUGUACACUAAUUACCGCAAUAUUGUAAACCGUACUGUUAUUAAUAAAAGUGUCUUUUAUUGUUAAUGCUGUCUUUGACUCCGUGACGAAUUUAUGAUUUAUUGAUAGACUGCGGAGUUUAUGCAUUUAUGACCAACAUAUGCAAAAUAUGCACGUACGUAUGCAGAAUUUAUUUACGUACGUGUUUAAACGUGUUAUCCAUAUCAGCGUACGUAUUAUCCACCCAUAAACGCAC